This is a messenger RNA of Equus caballus (horse), 3595 nucleotides long. It is a transcript of the gene CXCL12, whose product is annotated as C-X-C motif chemokine ligand 12. The record is from RefSeq and is a predicted model, not a curated record. Gene Ontology annotation, molecular function: chemokine activity. NCBI's taxonomy places the organism in Eukaryota, Metazoa, Chordata, Mammalia, Perissodactyla, Equidae. Gene Ontology annotation, cellular component: extracellular region. Gene Ontology annotation, biological process: chemotaxis; immune response; defense response.
AGUGCUAGGCGCGCGCCUCCCGCCGCCGCACUUUCACUCUCCGCCGCCGUGUCCUCUCCGCGUCCGGCCUCCGUCAGCCCGCAGCCUGCCCGUGCCAUGGAUGCCAAGGUCGUCGCCGUGCUGGCCCUCGUGCUGGCUGCGCUCUGCCUCAGCGACGGGAAACCAGUCAGCCUGAGCUACAGAUGUCCUUGCCGGUUCUUCGAGAGCCACGUUGCCAGAGCCAACAUCAAACAUCUUAAAAUCCUCAACACUCCGAACUGUGCCCUUCAGAUCGUGGCAAGGCUGAAGCACAACAAUAGACAAGUGUGCAUUGACCCGAAACUGAAGUGGAUUCAGGAAUACCUGGAGAAAGCUUUAAACAAGAGGUUCAAGAUGUGAGAGGCGCAGGUUGGGUCAGACGCCUGAGGAAACCUUACAGUAGGAGCCCAGGUCUGAAACCAGUGUUAGGAAGGGCCUGCAGAGGCUUCCCAAGGCCUGGGCAGGGCCGAAUGCAUUUCCAAGGGCUUUGUUUUGCACAGUUUGCCUUACUUUCACCGUUUGAUUAUGUAGCAAAAUAUAUGAUGUUUAUUUUUCAUUUAGUUUGAUUAUCCAAUGUCACUGGUGACAGAUAGCAACUUAGACUAAGACCAUUAUUUUACUUGCUUUAUUGUAAUAUCUUUCCCAUGGAGCCCCAGGUCUGAUUAGGGGUUCCUGAGUUUUGUCGCUCUCUGAGCUGUGCAGGCUGAGACCCCAGACUGAGGGAGCCUUGCCCACAUCAUCAUGUCCUAGGAUGGAGAACCACCAGGAAGUGUCAGGACCAGUCAGCAUGGGCACACCCUAGGACUGCCCUGUGCCGUAAGGGGUGAUGAAGAGUUAGGUUCUAGUGGGCCAGGCGGGAGGCUCACCCUUCCUCCAGGGGAGAACUGGAGUCCGCCUCUUUGGCGAGAUCGCAGGGCUUCCCUGAGCUGAGGCAGCAGGAGUGUGAGGCCAGCGUAGGGUGAGAUGCACCCCUCAUCCUGAGCUCUCCUCUACAUCCCAUCAUGUUCUUCUCAUCAUUCUCUCUCUCAUCCAUCAUCAUGUGUCUCCAAGACUGUCUCCAUGACCCCGGAAAAGGACUCUCUCAAGACCAAAGCUUUAAUUUAAACUGGGCACGAAGAAGCAAACCAAACUGUCUCCUGUUACCGGGUCCUGAAAACACUGUGCACAUCUGUGUCUUGUUUGGAAUAUUGUCUGUUGUCCAAUCCUGUGUUUUUGUUCAAGGCCAAUGUCCUCAGUGCAUGCACUGUCAGUUCCUCGUAUGCAAAGGCUGGGAGUGAGGAGAAGCCCGUCUGGGCCCCUGACCAGGUUUCUGAUGAGGACAACCAUCCUUUGGGGUGGACAGCCUUGGUUUCCCCACUGAUCACAAAGCUGUGGCAGAUCAACAGAGCCCGAGGGAAUUUGGUUUAUAGCAGUGUUGACCUCUGAAGACACCAACCCUCCUGCUUCUAUAGUUAUUAAUAGCUCAGAAACAGAAUUUUGUCUUCAUUGUAUCAAGCCCAGCAUUGCUAUGGAAAUAAGAAAGGAAUUCUCAACUCUUUUGGUUUUGAAAACCCAGUCCAUAAAAUGAUCAGUCUUGGACAUGAAGAUUCCUUCCCAAUUAAAAUUUAACCUCAUCUUCUUCACCAUUGGGCAAUCCCAUUGUCUCUUAUCUUGCACGGUGGCUGCUGGAACUUCUCUGCUGCCCCUGUCUUCUUGUGCUUCUGGGACCUCCAGCAAGACAUUCCCCUUAGAAAAUGAUGGGAUAUUUGGGAAAGUAAGUUAAAAACCCUGCUGUUUAGAGUGUGUCCUUUUACUGAGGGCAGUUUGUAGAGUUGAAUUACAUAGUUUAAAAAUUUCACUUUUUGAAAAGGUAGGCAUUUGAGGGCUUUAUGCUUGUUUUGGUGUUUUUCAUGUGGUCUCACAAAUACUUUUCCCUUUGGAUAAAGAUCUCAGUAAAAUUUUUAAAAUUAAGAAAGUGGAAAAAAAGGACAAAACAAGGAAAUGUAUCAAUUGACAGGACACUGUAAGUAACAUGCAGAAAGUGUAUUAUAGUAAAACAGUCUUGAAUUAUAGGUGUUUAAAAUUUAAUAAUCUUUGAGUUAUCAGUAGCAUGUGUUAGGCAUUUCCAUAGACAUUCCUUUAAAUUGGAUCUUCAUGGUAGAAGGUCAGUCCAUCAACUGAACAAGGAUUCACGUCAAACCAGUUAGUUUACAUUGAAAAAGUAGAGUAUGGGGGCCUUUAUUAGUUAUAAGGGAUACACAACUGGUUUCAAAACCCUCUUGAAAUCAACCUGCCACUACAGGGCUCCUAAAUUAUACAUGAAAUGAUGAAACUUUCAGUGGGAUAGUCAUUUUCCAAGUAAUCCAAGAUAUUUAAAAAUCUCAUGGAAAAUUUGGGAGCAUCUUCCCCUGGAAUCCAUGAACCAGAACCAUUAAAUCUCUUACUCCAAGAAAAUAAACAUGUCCUUAAAUCUUGACUACAGUUAAGGAAAGAAUCAUUUCUGUUUCUCCUCUAUGGUGGGAAAAAUCGAUAAGAGUAGAAACUGCAGAGAAAAUUAUUUGUGUAACAAUUCCUCUACUUGCAAUCUGCCCUAAAAGGAGAUUCCCAGCUAAAGCAAAUAUGCAUUUAAAGAGUCUAUUUGCAAAACAAAAGGCUCUCCAGAUCAGCCUGUUGCUUUCAAAAUACAAGUCAAGGGCAUCAGUUGCUGAGGGGUCACCCAGCUGUUCCUCCUGGUCCAGUGCUGCUUUUCCCUGACCUUCCUUGGGCCCUUAGUAAACUCCAGGGCGGUCCUCCACUGCCAGCCUUUGCAUCAGGACCAGGCCGGGGAGCCUGGGGGACCAGGGCUCACAGACGUGCUGUGUGUUGAAAUCUGAAUCUGUGCCAUGUGUUGUUUGCACUGUUCUUUGUCCAGCUCUGGCCAGGUACUGAGACCCCAGCGAGAAGGCUCAGGAGGGGCCCUCUGCUUGUCUGUCUGUCCUCCAGAGAAAGGAGGUUCUGCUUUGAGCAGAGGCCUGAAUAGUGAAAGGUUGCCAUCCCCCCGUGCGAAGUCCAGAGAACUUCAAAGCCUUUGCAUUGAUCCGAUUUGACCUUCCUUUCUGACCGCUGCCUGGUGUUAUCACCCUGGGCUCCCUCGCUGGGAGUUCACCACCCUUCUCAGGUGGAGCGCCCUUUUGCAGCUGGAUGAGAAUUGUGGGGUCCUUAUCCCUCUACACAUUUUCCCUGACCCAUUCCAAGGGAACCCCAUCCUUGGGAAAUGCUCCCUAGAAAACUUCAAGUCCUAAGCAGACCACUGACACGGCCAAGUUGAAAAAAAUCUCACAGGAAACUUGUUAUUCUGCAGCCUCGCUGGACUCUCAGUCCCUGAGCAGUGAUGGGUCAGUGUUAAAUGUGAUAAAUACUGUAUUUUGUAUUGUUUAAAAUGCAUCUCCCAGAUAAUGUGAAGGUGGCCCAGGAGAAGCUUCCUGUAUGCAUUGUGCUUUUUUUUUUUUUUAACAAGUAACAACUCCUUUUGAGAAACAAUUUCUACUUUGAAGUCAUAUCAAUGAAAAGAUGUAUAUGCACUUAUAAUUUUCCUAAUAAAGGCAUGUAUUCAAAUGUA